Molecule: messenger RNA, 3620 nt
Organism: Sceloporus undulatus (fence lizard)
Lineage: Eukaryota; Metazoa; Chordata; Lepidosauria; Squamata; Phrynosomatidae
Gene: TMEM63A
Product: transmembrane protein 63A
Exons: 23
Coding region: 272-2683 (803 amino acids)
Cellular component (GO): plasma membrane
Molecular function (GO): nucleic acid binding; calcium-activated cation channel activity
Source: RefSeq, a predicted model, not a curated record
GCCGGCCCUCCUUCCUCCCUUCCCCUGAGCCGGCCACAGGGAAGAAGCGAAGCCGCCUUGCCCCCCUCAGGGCUGGGAAAGAGCCAGCGGGGCGGCUCCAGCGCAGCCAGCCCUCCGCUGUUUCCUGCUCUGUAUUCAAUUAGAGCAAAGAGGAAGGAGAAGCAGGGCCUCCCCUCCUCUCUGACCCCUGCGGCCUCCAUUUUCUCUCUGAGAGGAGGAGAUGCCUCUCCUUUCCUCGCCAGGAGAAGGAGGACCCUGCAAGUGAAACAACAUGAUUCAUCCACUUGUGUCUCUGGAUGUUGGACAUUCGCGUCUGGUUUACUUCUUGAAUAGAACUAGAGGACGGGGCUCUUCAAAUAGUACCUACUGCUACCACACUGCAGAUGGAAGUACUGUGCUUCAAGGUGUAACUUUUGGGGGAGUCCCUACUGUUCUGCUGCUUGAUGUAACUUGCUUUUUGAUGUUAAUGUUGAUGUUUUCCUUUAUAAGAAAAAGAUUCUGGGAUUAUGGUCGCAUCGCACUAGUAUCAGAAUCUGACAGUGAAUUCAGAUUUCAUAGAUCAUCAGAAUCCUCCUCCAUGCCUGAUGAACUGGACCCUGAUGAGGGCUUUUGUUCUUGGAUGGUGUCUGCUUUUCGAAUGCAUGAAGAAGAAAUUCAACAAAAAUGUGGGAAUGAUGCCAUUACCUAUCUCGCCUUUCAGCGCCAUCUCAUCUGCCUGUUGAUUGUUGUCAGCAUGUUAUCUUUGUGCGUCAUACUGCCUGUAAAUUUAUCAGGCGACUUACUUGAUAAAGACCCUUACAGUUUUGGAAGAACUACUAUAGCAAACCUGGAAACCGGUAACAAUCUUCUCUGGCUGCACACAAUUUUUGCUGUUAUUUACCUGAUCUUGACAGUUGUCUUUAUGAGACAUCAUGCUAGAUCCAUCAAGUACAAAGAAGAAAGUAUUGUGAAACGCACAUUGUUCAUAACUGGCCUUCCCAAAAAUGCCCAGACAUCAUGUAUUGAAGACCACUUUCUUGCAGCAUAUCCAACCUGCCAUGUCCAAGAUGUUCAAUUCUGUUAUGAUGUAUCCCUCCUCACCUAUCUGUACAGAGAGAGAAAAAAGGCAGAGAAAAGUGUGGAUUAUUAUACAGAAAUGUUUGAGAAGUUUGGUCAACGAAUUUCCAUAAACACAAGACUAUGUGGCCAAUUCUGCUGUUGCAACCUCAGAGGUUGUGAAAAGGAAGAUGCUAUAGACUACUACAAAAGUGUUAGCGAUAAAUAUUUGGAAGAAUAUUUGAAAGAGAAGGAGAACAUCUAUAAUAAGCCAUUGGGGGUGGCUUUUAUAACAUUCCUGGAGAAAUCCAUGGCAACACAUGUUAUUAAAGAUUUCAAUGCCUGUAAAUGUCAAGGCUAUAAGUGUAAAGGAGAGCCUCAGCCAUCAGCCCAUAGCAAAGAACUCUGCAUCACAAGAUGGAAUGUUUCAUAUGCUACCAAUCCAGAGGAUAUUUGUUGGAAUAAUCUCUCAGUUCAAGGCAUAAAGUGGUGGUUUCGGUGGUUCUGCAUCAAUUUGCUCCUUUUUGUUGCGCUCUUUUUCCUGACAACGCCUUCCAUCAUUAUCACAACAAUGGACAAGUUCAAUGUAACCAAGCCUAUUCAUUAUCUUAAUAACCCUGUUAUUAGCCAGUUCUUCCCAACAGUCCUUCUGUGGUCCUUUUCAGCUUUACUACCAAAUAUCGUGUAUUACUCAACACUAUUUGAAUCACAUUGGAAAAAAUCUAGUGAAAAUAGAAUAAUGAUGCAUAAAGUGUACACGUUUUUGAUCUUCAUGGUGUUAAUUCUGCCUUCACUUGGUUUGACAAGUCUGGAUUUCUUCUUUCGUUGGGUGUUUGACAAAGCAACUGAAUCUAGAAUUAGAUUAGAGUGUGUCUUUCUCCCUGACCAAGGAGCUUUUUUUGUGAACUAUGUGAUUGCAUCAUCUUUUAUUGGCAAUGGGAUGGAACUAGUACGUUUGCCAGGCCUCAUGUUAUAUACCAUUCGUAUGUUUCUGGCCAAAUCUGCUGCAGAGAGAAAAAAUGUCAAACAGCAACAAGCAUUUCAAUUUGAGUUUGGAGCAAUGUACGCUUGGACAUUGUGUGUUUUUACAGUCAUCAUGGCUUACAGCAUCACUUGCCCCAUUAUUGUCCCAUUUGGGUUAAUUUAUAUGCUUAUGAAGCAUACCGUUGACCGACACAAUAUAUACUAUGCAUUCCUUCCUUCAAAGCUAGAGAAAGAGCUCCAUGUUGCUGCUGUGAAUCAGGCCCUGGCUGCUCCAAUUCUCUGCCUGUUUUGGCUAUAUUUUUUCUCAUUUUUGAGACUAGGUUUUAAAGCACCUACAACUUUAUUUACACUCCUGGUUUUAGGUAUAGCUAUUGCUGUUUGCUUAGGCUAUACCUGCUUUGCCUGCUUGAAAUAUCUGAGCCCUAUGAAUUACAAGGUAGAAGAAUAUUCAGCUGAUGAAAGAGAAGAUGAGCCACAUUCAAUAUCAACUCUAAAAUCUUCUAUAUAUGUUCCUUACGUUCUGCAAAGUAGUCCUACUGAAAGAACACUUCUGUCUCAUAUGGACCAGCGGUGGUAUGGCACCUUGUCAAAAGCCUGUCCAGUAACGGAAAAUGUCCUCCAUGUGACUUAUGCCAACGAACCUGAAUUUAUCGGAGAGACAUAAAAGUAUGGGCCAGGAUGUCAUGGACUAUCACGAGGUGGCGCCAUUGGCCCUAUUUUGGAACAGUAGAUUUCACUAAAAUGUUCCUAUAUUGCACAGCUUGGCCAUUCAGCAAAAUUUCAGUUGUGCUAUUUUACAAAGUUGCCAUCCUGGGAUUGGUUGCUUUUAUGUGCCAUUACACAAAUUGUGACAUAAGCAAACUGAAUAGCAAUGCUCACAGAAACCACUUUGGUUUAAUUCUUUUUAUGGCAAAAUUAUACUGUAUGGGCAUGUGCUAGAUCACUGGUAUUUGUUAAACACCUGGGUGGGGGUGGGGGGGAGAAGAGAUUUGUCUAAAGGCACUACUUGUUUCAAUAAUAAAUAGAACAUAGGAAAAGCCAAGCAAAUGAAUUCUGGGGAGUGUUCCAAUUCUCUGCCCAUGCCUUCCAGAGAUGGCAAGAGUAUUCUUCUUCUGAGAAGAGGAUUUUCCUGCAAAUGUAGAAGGGAUGAUGAACUAGAAUAAAAGGACUUGGGGUGACAAGCAUUGCUUAUCGAGAAUUUUUAUAAAUGUGGAGUGAGUUAAUUUUCUGGUCACUGUUUUAAAACCCUCACACAAGGGAAACUUAAUUUGCCAAGCAAUAAAGGAUAUGAACAUUUUAUCAUUUUUAAUCUGUCUGGCUUAUUAGAAAAGUCAACUUUAAAUGCCAAGAAUAUCAUAAAUGUAAUGUUAACUAGUUUUUAAAUUAUGAUGCAGGUGUACAUUUCUGCAAGACGCUAUGUUGGAUCUAACUGUAAUUAAGCAAUCACAUGGAAUAAAACACUGAAUUGAGAUACAUUUGUAGUAGUGUAUAUAGAUUUUUUUUUUGCAAAACUCUGUGCUUUCUGUUCCCUGAGAAAAUACCAUACCAAUAUCUGAAUGUAGAGCAUCCCAGUCCUUCCCAAUAAAAUUUUGUUACAUGCA